AUGAUGUUAUGGAGGGCGUUUCAACCUUAUGGUGUAAUGAAGGAUGCGUAUGUAGCACGGAAGAAAGACUCAAGGGGGAAUCAUUUCGGAUUCAUUCGAUAUGAGGGUGUUCGUGAUGUGAUGGCAACACUUCGGGGAAUGAAUACGGUUACAAUUUUCGAAGCAAAGGUGAGUGUAUCGGUAGCUAAGUUUGAUAAGAACCAUAGGGCAUUCCAACGUAUUAGUUAUGGUGAUACGGCUGGUAAACAACAUCGUCCACUGCCACCGAGAGAAAACCCGGCUACAAUAAAAAAACCGAUUUACGAAUACAUGCCUGUCAAAAAUGGAAGGUCAUAUUCAGAAGUUGUCAAAGGGAACGAGGUGACAAAAAAGGGAGAAGUCAAAACGGUGAUAGCAGAGGAAAGGAUUGCGAUAUACCCGGACCAUUGCAUGAUGCGGGCGGUAAUAAUAGAACUAAAAAAUGUAUUAGCCCUGAAGGAGAUAAGGAGGAUGUUGGAUGAUGGGGGUUAUAGUAUGUACCCAGUAUCAUAUCUGGGUGGUUUAAAAUGCAUGGUAGUGUUCAAAACAAAAAGAGAGGCAGUGGAAUUCCUGGAUAAUAGUGGGUAUGGAAGGGAUCAACUAGUCGAGUCUGCAUCACUUUGGACAGGUCAAGAUAUGCAAUAUGAUCGGUUAAUCUGGCUUAGGAUAACCGGUAUCCCCAUUCACCUUAGGGAUAGUAAGCUGUAUGAUAUGGUGGGAGGGUGUUUUGGGAGAGUAGUGGGUGAAUCGGAUUUCUCCUAG
Helianthus annuus (common sunflower) is the source of this 780-nucleotide messenger RNA. RefSeq lists its product as uncharacterized. The record is from RefSeq and is a predicted model, not a curated record. NCBI's taxonomy places the organism in Eukaryota, Viridiplantae, Streptophyta, Magnoliopsida, Asterales, Asteraceae. Bases 1 to 780 code for a protein of 259 amino acids. The transcript has a single exon. Gene Ontology annotation, molecular function: RNA binding.